AUGCGGGGCCAGGCCCGGAAGGAGAGUCUGUCCGAUUCCCGAGACCUGGACGGCUCCUACGAUCAGCUCACGGGGAACCCACCCAGGCCCACUAAAAAAGCGCUGAAGCAGCGAUUCCUCAAACUGCUGCCGUGCUGUGGCCCCCAGGCCCUGCCCUCAGUCAGCGAAAGCAAGUGCCCACCCUCCUCUCCUUCUGUCCUGGGGAGCGCCGCUGUCCCCCCAACCUCUGCAGAUAGCGUAGAGGAUGAGUUUGAAUUGUCCACUGUGUGUCACCGGCCCGAGGGGCUGGAACAGCUGCAGGAACAGACCAAGUUCACCCGAAAGGAGUUGCAGGUCCUAUACAGGGGCUUCAAGAACGAAUGCCCCAGCGGCAUCGUUAACGAAGAGAAUUUCAAGCAGAUUUACUCCCAGUUCUUCCCUCAGGGAGAUUCCAGCACUUAUGCCACCUUCCUCUUCAAUGCCUUUGACACCAAUCAUGAUGGUUCUGUCAGCUUCGAGGAUUUUGUGGCUGGUCUGUCGGUAAUUCUUCGAGGAACCAUAGAUGAUCGGCUCAAUUGGGCCUUCAACCUAUAUGACCUCAACAAGGAUGGCUUCAUCACCAAGGAGGAAAUGCUGGACAUCAUGAAGUCCAUCUAUGACAUGAUGGGCAAGUAUACAUAUCCUGCCCUUCGAGAGGAGGCACCAAGGGAACAUGUGGAGAGCUUCUUUCAGAAGAUGGACAGAAACAAGGAUGGUGUGGUGACCAUUGAAGAGUUCAUUGAGUCCUGCCAGAAGGAUGAGAACAUCAUGCGUUCCAUGCAGCUCUUUGACAACGUCAUCUAACUUGAUACAGAGAGGUGUUGUCAUGUGCUAGGGGAAGCUCCUGGGCCUCCCUGCCCAGAUGGACCUCGCUCUUCUUUUCCCAGGUCUAUCUCCAGCCUCCAUCCUGUGUCUG
Molecule: messenger RNA, 934 nt
Organism: Vombatus ursinus (common wombat)
Lineage: Eukaryota; Metazoa; Chordata; Mammalia; Diprotodontia; Vombatidae
Gene: KCNIP2
Product: potassium voltage-gated channel interacting protein 2
Exons: 9
Coding region: 1-822 (273 amino acids)
Biological process (GO): regulation of potassium ion transmembrane transport
Cellular component (GO): voltage-gated potassium channel complex
Molecular function (GO): potassium channel regulator activity; calcium ion binding
Source: RefSeq, a predicted model, not a curated record